This is a messenger RNA of Galendromus occidentalis (western predatory mite), 978 nucleotides long. Its product is annotated as alpha/beta hydrolase domain-containing protein aho-3-like. Gene Ontology annotation, cellular component: endosome membrane; plasma membrane. Gene Ontology annotation, molecular function: palmitoyl-(protein) hydrolase activity. The transcript has 6 exons. Bases 1 to 978 code for a protein of 325 amino acids. The record is from RefSeq and is a predicted model, not a curated record. NCBI's taxonomy places the organism in Eukaryota, Metazoa, Arthropoda, Arachnida, Mesostigmata, Phytoseiidae. Gene Ontology annotation, biological process: protein depalmitoylation.
AUGUCACAACAACGAGGUGUUCCUGACUGUCCGAUAGGUCAUGACAACUGCUCACCGGGGUCUACGCCAGCUCCUCUCUUCGAGGAGGGAACAGGCUUCAAUUUGUUUAAGAUCCUUCGUCGAUUCGGGUCAGUGUUCUGCUGUCCCCCCACAAGGUGCGCCAUAAUGAGGAAGUUGGCAUUCCAACCACCGAAUCCCCCGACUUAUAUCCUGAAAGACGAUGAAACGACGAAGAAUGGUCGCCGUUUGCAAGUUGUAAAAUCGAAUCAUCUCCUCUCUGAGCGCCUCCUCUCGAGAACAAGAGAAGCCAAUGUCUUCACGGUUCGGAAAAAAGACAACUGCCAAGUCGCCAUGAUCAGACUAUCGGUCGAGCCCGGCGAAAGCUCGCAAUAUACGGUUCUCUUCAGUCAUGGGAACGCGACCGACUUGGGUCGAUGCUUCCCAUUCGUCGAAUGGUUUGUCCGCGAGUUCGAGUGCGACGUCGUCGCUUACGACUAUUCCGGUUACGGUGCAAGCGUCGGGAUCCCGAGUGAAGAAAACAUGCUCACCGACGCCGAGACAGUCUUUACCUACGUCGUCUCUGAGCUCAAGCUUUUGCCGAAAAAAAUAAUUCUCUUCGGUGAGAGUAUUGGCUCUGUCCCAGCCUUACACCUCGCCACGAGAGAAAAUGUCCGUGGUCUGGUGCUUCAAGGGGCGCUGGCUUCGGCCGUGAAAAUGCUCUUCCCAUCUUACGAUGGGAAUCCGUUCGGCAUGGAUUGCCUGAGGAACAUAGAACGCGUACCUGGAGUCCGCUGCCCCGUUUUGUUCAUUCACGGCACGAAUGACGAUGUCGUCAACAUUGAGCAUGCGAAACAGCUGAUAAGUAAAUGUCCUACAGCUGUAGAGCCGCUGUGGAUUCCAGGAGCCGGACAUUGCGACUGUACCCACGACCCCCGCUAUGCCGAGAGAAUGAAAACGUUCAUAGAGACGCUGGAUUGA